UCUCCCUGUCCUCCGUUUAUUAUAAAAGUAUGACUAAAUGAUGACUGAACAGAGGAGAGUCUUUGGGUGCUCGUUGUUGUUGGAUGAAUAGACAGGCAAUCCUGGGCUUGAGACUUCCUCGCCAACAGAAAAACAUCAUCUGAUACUUUCCAAGCUGACAGCACAAAAGUAAAUACAUAGACAAUGGGAUUGACAUCUUCUGGAAAUCAUGUGGACAGCUCCUCUGAGGGUUCCUUUGGACACGGAAGAACGGGAAGACGAUGGUGAAUCUUCAGUCUUAGGAUAGUUAUGUAUGAGAUCCUUGUUUUACCUUAACGUUUCCGAGCAAGAUUGCAAUUGGAAGCUCCUCCAUACUUUCCUAUUGGGCUUAUUGAUGGGAUUUCAACUGUCCAAAACACGACUGGCGAAGCAUCAACUUCUGGAAAAUCAGAGAGAAAUUCCUACCAACUUAGGAAAACUCCAGUGGCUCAAUCAAGUUGCUACUGUUAAAACUGAUGGAACUGUACAGCUCGAAGUUCCACUUGACAUCAAGCCUCAGAACCUUGAUUUUGAGUCUGAAUUCCCAUCCAUUGGACCAACAGAUGAAGACCCUGGUAUGGCAGACAUUCAAGAUUUACCUCCACUGCAAAUAGUAAUGCUCAUUGUUGGAACACGAGGAGACGUACAGCCAUUUGUUGCUAUUGGAAAACGAUUUCAGGAACAUGGCCACCGGGUUAGACUAGCAACUCAUUCAAACUUCAGAGAGUUUGUCUUGACUGCUGGAUUAGAAUUUUAUCCUCUGGGUGGAGAUCCGAAAGUUCUUGCUUGGUACAUGGUGAAGAACAAAGGCAUCUUACCUUCAAGACCUUCAGAAAUUCAAAUUCAGAGAAAUGAAUUGAAGGAUAUUAUUCUCUCUUUACUUCCUGCAUGUAUGGAUCCCGAUCCUCAUUCUAACAUGCCGUUUGAAGCAGAUGCAAUAAUCGCUAAUCCUCCAGCAUGUGGGCAUAUUCAUGUUGCUGAGGCGCUAAAAGUACCACUUCAUAUAUUUUUCACAAUGCCAUGGACCCCUACUGGUGAAUUUCCGCAUCCUUUAUCCCGUGUGAAGGUACCAGCUGGGUAUAAACUGUCGUAUCACAUUAUUGAUGCAUUAAUUUGGCUUGCGAUACGAGACAUGAUUAAUGAGUUUAGAAAGAAAAAGUUGAAGCUUAGACCUGUCACAUAUUUAUGUGGAUCCAAUAGCCCUCCUCCUGAUGUGCCUAUUGGUUAUAUGUGGAGUCCUCACCUUGUCCCUAAACCUAAAGAUUGGGGCCCCAAGAUUGAUGUUGUUGGCUUUUGUUUUCUUGACCUUGCAUCAACUUACGAGCCACCAGAUUCUCUGGUGAAAUGGCUAGAAGAAGGUGAAAGGCCCAUCUACAUUGGUUUUGGUAGCCUUCCAGUUCAAGAACCGCGGAGAAUGACAGACAUCAUAAUCAAAGCUCUUGAAACAACUGGACAAAGGGGCAUCAUUAGUAAAGGAUGGGGUGGUCUUGGAAACUUGGCAGAACCGAUGGAGUAUGUGUACCUUCUUGACAACUGUCCCCAUGACUGGCUUUUUGCAAGAUGUAGUGCAGUGGUACAUCAUGGGGGUGCUGGUACAACUGCGGCUGGUCUUAGAGCCGCGUGUCCCACAACCAUUAUACCUUUCUUUGGAGACCAGACCUUCUGGGGUGAACAAGUAUAUGCCAGAGGAGUAGGUCCUGCACCCAUUCCAGUUGAUGAUUUCUCUCUUGAGAAGUUAAUUGAUGCCAUACGGUUUAUGCUGGAUCCUAAGGUGAAAGAGCGUGCAAUGGACCUUGCUGCAGCGAUGGAAAAUGAUGACGGAGUGGGUAGAAUGGUGAAUUCCUUCUAUAAGCAUUUUCCUCGCAGAAACUCGGGUUCAGAAUGUGAACCGUUGCCUGGUCCAUCUAGCUUUCUCUCGAUAAGACGAUGCUUUGGCUGCUCGUGAACUCGCAAGUCGAUUCAUUGCUACCGUUUUAUGUAAUCACCUCCAAUUGUUAGAUUUGUUGUGCAACAUGCAUCCUUAAAAUGUGACGAGGCAAGAAUAUACACUUCAUUGAAAUAAUUCGUUGUACAGUAUCAGUUGAUUUCUGAAGUUCACUGUAUUCAUCAACUGUCCAGCUAUCUUUAAUUCUGGCAAAUAUAAGAUUCAUGUACAAAUAAACCAAGGAAGAUGAAUAAUUGCCAAGUUCUAUUCAUUAUCUGUA
Molecule: messenger RNA, 2222 nt
Organism: Syzygium oleosum
Lineage: Eukaryota; Viridiplantae; Streptophyta; Magnoliopsida; Myrtales; Myrtaceae
Product: sterol 3-beta-glucosyltransferase UGT80A2-like
Exons: 16
Coding region: 293-1963 (556 amino acids)
Biological process (GO): carbohydrate metabolic process
Molecular function (GO): UDP-glycosyltransferase activity; hexosyltransferase activity
Source: RefSeq, a predicted model, not a curated record